This is a messenger RNA of Phascolarctos cinereus (koala), 602 nucleotides long. The record is from RefSeq and is a predicted model, not a curated record. Lineage: Eukaryota; Metazoa; Chordata; Mammalia; Diprotodontia; Phascolarctidae.
AUGACCUGUGGAGGAGGGAAGAGAGAGCUGGGCCAAUGGGUAGUUUGGCAGGAUUCCCAGGGCUCUGUGAGGGGAGGGACAAGGGGUCAGAUACUCCCCUCCCAACACCCAUCCAGUCCAGGCUGACACAGCCUAUUAUUUCUCAUUCCAGAAUCUCCCCUUGCCUCAUCCAAGGGCUUUGUCUCUGCUAGUCAUGAGGGCACCCAGUCCCCAGGGCAGGAGAAUGUUUAUAAAGCCCAAGGGAGCCAGCCACCUUUCUCCCACGGAGAAGUAUUCCCAUGCGACCGAGGGCUGUACCCGUAGCCCAGGCCUUGCCCUUCUCCCUCAACCAGGCCCUUCAUGAUGCAGGGUUCCGAUUGCCUGUUGCCAAGAUGGGCACAAGCUGGGGGGGUCUCCAUCGAUUCCUGAAGGAGGUGGCUUAUAUCCUUCUCUGCUGUUGGUGUAUUAAGGAGCUGCUAGACUAGCCCAGGUAUUCAGGAUGCUCCCUGCCCACCCCCACCCAUGACACCAUACUGGGCACUCUCAGUGCCUCCUUCGUCUCUUGGAGACUCCUUGUGUCCUCUGUGCUUACCUGAGAGUACCAAUAAAUGAGUGAAGUUCAG